This is a messenger RNA of Penaeus chinensis, 945 nucleotides long. Its product is annotated as glutamine-dependent NAD(+) synthetase-like. Gene Ontology annotation, biological process: NAD+ biosynthetic process. Gene Ontology annotation, molecular function: NAD+ synthase (glutamine-hydrolyzing) activity; ATP binding; glutaminase activity. Lineage: Eukaryota; Metazoa; Arthropoda; Malacostraca; Decapoda; Penaeidae. The record is from RefSeq and is a predicted model, not a curated record. Gene Ontology annotation, cellular component: cytoplasm.
GCGGAUUUCUGGCUUUGUUCUGACGCUGACGAAGGAGGACCGAGCAUCCCGCCCUUCCUGACGCCCCUCGCCAUCACGUAUUCGUCCCCGGAGGAGCAAGCUUUGGGUGGUCCCGCCUGCUGGCUCUGGGACUUCCUCAGGAGAUCGGGGCGGCGAGGACUCCUGCUGCCUCUCGAGGGCGACAUCGACUCCUCGCUCACGGCGGCGAUCGUCGUCCACAUGUGCCAGCUGGUGGUGAAGGCCGUGGCUACAGGAGACGAGAAGGUAUUAUCAGACAUAAGACGGAUAGUGGGCCAGGAGGACUACGUGCCUAAUGAGAAUCGUGACCUGUGUCGACGCCUGGUUCGGACCCUGUGUUUACGAGGCGAAGGAAGGUCGACGCGUCAUCUUGCUUUGGCAGAGGCCUUAGCGAGGGAUAUGGGGAGCCGGCACACCAUCGCAGACUUGAGCGGAGCCGUUCGAGCGAUGCAAGCCGCCUUUGAAACUGCAAGCCAAGUCAAGCCAGACGCAGCCUCACUUCGAGAUCUUCUGUCGAGACUGAAGAUGUCGUUCGCCUUUCUCUAUGCCCAGGCCUCGAGGGAAGAAGAAGACGAAAGAGAAAAAGGGAUCAGAGAAACAGCCUGAAGAUACCUCUGGCCGUCUCCUCGUCCUGACCUCGGCGAACUGUGACCUCCUGGCGAGCGGGAAAUGGGUCAAAUUUGGUCAGUUUUCCGGAGAUGUGAACCUGGUUGGGAGGUUUCCGGAGGAGGUGGUGGAGGGGGCGAUCGAGAGGGCCACGCGCAGCUUCGCCCUGCCUUCUCUCGCUGACAUUCUUUCCGAACACGAGAAGAGGAGGAAGAAAAUAAAGAACUACGGAGAAAGAAUAGGAGAAGGGAGAGAAGAAGAAGUAGGAGAAGGAAAAGAAAGAGAAUUAAGAAAAGGAGAAGAAGAAGAAGAAGAAGAAGG